AUGUCUCACAACCGAGAAUGGGACAGAGGGAAGUACCCGUCAGACGACGGGCAUUCGUGGCAAUAUGGAAUAGCUAGGAGGGAUGAGGAAUAUCAUGGUGAAGGAAAGCGUAGAAAAUUCAAUGAUGGCGGAUCUCAAGGCUACGAACAAGUUACUGAGGAGGGCGCGCACAAUACUAGUUAUGGUCAAGCUCGCCAGACCGACGUCGCUCAAGAGCACUUCGCGGAUGAUCGCUUCCAGAAAGGUAGCGGAUACAUCAAGAAACGGCUGGUUCCCAGCGAACCGAGCCUCCAUGUCAUUUUCCUGGGACUGGAUCCUGACUUCACCGAGGCCGACCUCCAAGCGUACCUCACAAGCAACAACUGCAAUGUACAAACGGUCACCAUAAUCCGAGACAGAUCCACAGGCACUUGCCCCUUCGGCUUCGGAUUCGCUCAGUUCACAAGCGUCGAGCAUGCGCGUGCGUUCGUCGACCCGCUCUUUCCGUUCAUCCAGGUGCCGCCGCCCGCAUCUCACGGCGCCUCCGCAUCCGCCGCGUUCUACAAGGCGCUCGAGGCGGGGAGUCCCGUGCCACCGGGUGGACGCCGCGUCAAGAUCGACUACUCGCAGAGCGCAAACCCCGCGGAACGCCGCGCACGGGGCCCGCCGUUCGCGAACGAUGGCACGCGUGACAUCGGGAACGCACAGGCACCAGUGCUCCUCUUCCGUGGGCUCGAUCCGCUCUCGGGCCCGCAGGCAAUCGCGCAAGCAAUGAAGAACGCCGCAGGCCCUGGAAAGGAGGGCGCACGGGGGAUGCGGAGGAUCAUCCUCAUCAAGGACAAGGUCACCACGGCGAGCUGGGGGUUUGCAUUUGUCGAAUUUGUAGACGUGCAGUCUGCAUCUGCGGCCCUCGGCAUGAUUAUUUCGCCUCAAAUUCACCCAUCCGGGUUCCGCAUCUCGGACCGACCGGUCGCAGCCUCGUUCGCUCAUCCGUACUCGUUCCAACCUCUCGCAGACCAUUUGCUUCGCGAUGACGCGUGCCUCAUGUCCACAUCAAGCCUUGGAGGCGUGGAGGGGACGUGGGUGAGAUAUUGGGAUGAGGCAUCGACUGCUGCUAUUCUGGAGUUCAAGAUCGAAGAGAUGGUGCAGCCAAUCCCGACACAGACGGCCGAGAGGGACAAAAAGAAGAAAUCAAAAGGUCAGCUUUCGUCCACGGAGCGCCCAGCGGAGGCAUCCGCUCUCCCUGUCUCUGAUAAGCCGGUCACGCUGAGCUUCAAGGGUGGCCUGGCUAACAAGCAAGGCCUCUCAAGCGUAUCAAUGGCAGCGGGGUCUGUAAAGAAGGCCGCGCCAGUUACAGUGGGGUUUUCGAUGGCAGACGAUGUCCCCACUGCUGGUGGUAAUGAUGUGGAGGCUAAUGCGGAUGAUGAGAGCGAGCAGCUGUUUGCGGCGAAGAGGGUUGCGCCGCUGAUUGCGAGCAAGAAGGUGGUUAACAACAUCAAUAAAUGGAAUCAGGUACAGGAGGUGCUUCAUGACGGCAACCCACCGGAGUUGGUAACCCAAGCCACAUCCUCCACUGCACCGGCUGCCCCGAUCAAGGCAAAAUCCGCGACCCCGACACCAGCAGAAUCAGAAUUCGAGUUUUCAGACACACAUGCGAUGACGUGCUUGCUGUGUGCGCGCCAGUUCAAAUCACUCGAUCAGAUGAAGCGUCAUAACAAAGAGUCCGACCUGCACAAGGCAAGCAUGCCCAGCUCCUGCUCGAUGAUGCCCUACUACGCGAAUCUCCGCGAACUCGCCCGCGAGAAAGCGAACGUUUUGCGCGCGAAAGCUGAGCAACCCAAAUAUCGCGAUCGAGCGUCGGAGCGCCGGAUCAUGCACAACCAGCCCGACGUCCCUCUGCCGACGGAGGCAGCUAAAACGACGGGAAAGAGGAAGUAUGCGGAAGGUCCGCCAAAGCCUCCCACGCCGCCGCCGCCCCCUGUGAGCCUUGGAAAAGAUGAGAGUAAUGUGGGGAACAAGUUGCUGAAGAUGAUGGGCUGGAAGGAGGGCACGGGGCUGGGAACAGGUGGUGAGGGGAGGGUGGAUCCCAUACAGACUGCAAUCUACGCGCAGGGCGUUGGGUUGGGCGCGAGCAAGGCGAAGGAGAUCGGAAAGUAUGCAGAGGGCUACUCUGGCUACGUGCACAUGGCACAAGAUGCUGCUCGAGAGCGGUAUGGGAGCUAA
Laetiporus sulphureus 93-53 is the source of this 2202-nucleotide messenger RNA. RefSeq lists its product as uncharacterized. The transcript has 12 exons. Lineage: Eukaryota; Fungi; Basidiomycota; Agaricomycetes; Polyporales; Laetiporaceae. Gene Ontology annotation, molecular function: RNA binding. The record is from RefSeq and is a predicted model, not a curated record. Gene Ontology annotation, biological process: mRNA splicing, via spliceosome. Bases 1 to 2202 code for a protein of 733 amino acids. Gene Ontology annotation, cellular component: nucleus.